Penicillium paradoxum is the source of this 1299-nucleotide messenger RNA. Its product is annotated as CaiB/BaiF CoA transferase family protein. Bases 1 to 1299 code for a protein of 432 amino acids. The transcript is spliced from 6 exons. Gene Ontology annotation, molecular function: catalytic activity. The record is from RefSeq and is a predicted model, not a curated record. NCBI's taxonomy places the organism in Eukaryota, Fungi, Ascomycota, Eurotiomycetes, Eurotiales, Aspergillaceae.
AUGAGGUAUCACAGAACGCAUUUCGAUUCAUUCUUGUUGAAGAAUCAAUCGCAGUCCCGCUACACUCACACUGCAAAUCAUUCCAAAGGGCCCUUGGCAGGAAUUCGGAUCCUAGAUCUGACGCGUAUCCUCGCAGGACCGUUUUGUACACAAAUCCUGGCAGAUUAUGGGGCGGAGGUGCUCAAAGUUGAAAAUCCAAAGGGAGGCGAUGACACUCGCUUGUGGCGAACGGCAAAAGAGGACCCUAUUUGGAAAACCACCGACAAAGAUAUGUCUGCAUACUUUUGUGCGAUUAAUCGAAACAAGCGGUCAAUCACAUUGAAUCUCAAACAAGGAAAAGGGCGCGAUAUCCUAUUCGAGCUUGUCAAAACGGCUGAUGUAAUCGUGGAUAACUUUCUCCCAGGAAAGAUGGAUAGCAUGGGGAUUGGGUACGAUAGACUGCGAGAGAUAAAUCCAUUGAUCAUCCAUGCAAGUGUCUCUGGAUACGGUGCAAGUGGUCCAUACUCCCAUCGUGCCGGCUACGACGCCAUUGCUGCAGCUGAGGCUGGUAUGCUACACAUCACCGGCGAGCGUGAUGGACCCCCAACACGACCUGGCCUUGGUCUCACUGAUAUGAGCACCGGUCUGUACCUGCACGGGACUAUCCUUGCCGCUCUCUACUCCCGUAGAGAUACCGGCCGCGGGCAGAAAAUCGACGCAUCCCUAUUCGAAAGCCAAGUGUCUCUGCUAUCUAACGUGGCAAUGUCAUGGCUGAACGCGGGCGAACAUGCGGAACGAUGGGGGACGGAACAUCCAAGUAUCGCCCCAUAUCAAGCUUUCAAGACAAAGGACGGCCACUUGGUUCUCGGUGCUACGAACAAUAAUCAGUUUCAAAUACUUUGUCGGUUGGUGCAGCGACUGGAUAUGGUGACAGACCCACGGUUUGUUGACAACAGCUCUCGCGUCCAAAAUCGGACCAAACUCAAAGAAAUACUUGAGCCGAUCAUCAGUGCAAAUUCGACGAACGACUGGCUCGCUCGAUUGGAGGGCAGUGGCUUGCCAUAUGGCCCUAUCAACAAAAUCGAAGGAGUAUUCUCGCACCCACAAACCGCUGCCAGGGACAUGGUGCAUAGUAUUCCCCACGGAGCCUCAGUGUCGGGGCAUAUCAGAGUACUGGGAUUCCCUGUCAAAUUCAGUGAAACCAAACCUGCAAUCCGACGGUCGCCGCCGAGUCUUGGGGAGCAUACCGAUUCCACAUUGAAGGAAAUGGGAUUUUCGCCAAGUGAGAUCGCAGUGAUGCGCGCACAGGGUAUUGUGUGA